Talaromyces rugulosus is the source of this 795-nucleotide messenger RNA. RefSeq lists its product as uncharacterized. Gene Ontology annotation, biological process: proteolysis. The record is from RefSeq and is a predicted model, not a curated record. Gene Ontology annotation, molecular function: glutamic-type endopeptidase activity. The coding region runs from base 1 to 795 and encodes 264 amino acids. The transcript has a single exon. NCBI's taxonomy places the organism in Eukaryota, Fungi, Ascomycota, Eurotiomycetes, Eurotiales, Trichocomaceae.
AUGAAGAUCACUGCUGCCAGCGCUCUCCUCCUUGCCGGCUCCGCCGCCGCCUCUCCUUUGAGCGGUCGCGUUGCCCGUCGCAAUGGAAUCACCCGCCCUAACAUGCGUAUUUCCUCCAACAAAGCCGACCAGGUCAGCAGCUCCUCCACCAGCAACAACUGGGCUGGUGCCGUCCUCGUCGACACCGGCUUCACCGCCGUCUCCGGCAAGAUCAUCGUCCCUACCCCCAAGGUUCCCGCCGACGGUGAUGACAGCACCCAGUACUGCGCUACCGCCUGGGUCGGUAUCGACGGUGACACCUGCCAGACCGCUAUCCUCCAGACCGGUGUCGACUUCUGUAUCCAGGGCUCUGACACCAGCUUCGAUGCCUGGUACGAGUGGAUCCCCGCCAACUCGGUCGACUUCUCCGGAAUCAGCUUCGGCGCCGGUGACGAGAUCGAGAUGAGCGUCGUUGCCGACUCCAAGAAGACCGGCAAGGCCACCAUCACCAACAACUCCAACGGCCAGUCCGUCACCCACUCGUUCACCACCGACGAGACCACCAGCAGCCUCUGCGAGACCAACGCCGAGUGGAUCGUUGAGGACUUCACCCUCAUCCAGGGUGGCCAGCAGUCCCUUGCCCCCUUCGCCAACUUCGGCAAGGUCACCUUCACUGAGGCCUCUGCCACCAAGGGCGGCAGCAAGGUCGAUGCCACUGGCGCCGACACCAUCACUCUCGUUGACGAGAGCGGCAACAAGCUCGCCACCCCCGAGGUUGACGGCAGCACUGUCACCGUCACCUACGCUGGCAACUAA